GAGAGAAGAGUGGAAAACUACAACACUGCUGCUUCAACCUGCUGACGCUCCACACACUGAAGCUUCACUCAGAGACUAAAUGGCUUCCAGAUCAGAGGAGGAUCUCUGCUGUCCGGUCUGUCAUGACGUCUUUAGAGAUCCUGUUCUCCUGUCAUGUAGCCACAGCUUCUGUAAAGACUGUCUGAAGAGCUGGUGGAGAGAGAAAGUAACAUGCGAGUGUCCAGUUUGUAAGAGAAGAUCUUCAAAAGAUGAACCACCUUGUAACUUGGCCUUAAAGAACCUGUGUGAGACCUUCUUACAGGAGAGAGAUCAGAGAGCUUCAGAGGCUCUCUGCAGUCUGCACUCUGAGAAACUCAAACUCUUCUGUCUGGACCAUCAGCAGCCAGUGUGUGUCGUCUGCAGAGAUUCAGAAAAACACACCAACCACAGAAUCAGACCCAUCGAUGAAGCUGCACGACAAUACAAGAAGGAACUUCAGGAAACUCUGGAGCCCUUAAAGGAGAAGUUAAAGGUUUUUGAACAGGUUAAAGUGAAGUCUGAUCAAACAGCAGAACACAUGAAGGUCCAGGCCCGACGCACAGAGAGGAAGAUUAAGGAGCAGUUUAAGAAGCUUCACCAGUUUCUAGAAGAUGAAGAGGAGGCCAGGAUCUCUGCUCUGAGGGAGGAAGAGGAGCAGAAGAGUCAGAUGAUGAAGGAGAAGAUGGAGGCUCUGAGCAGAGAGAUAGCAGCUCUUUCAGACACAAUCAGAGCCACAGAGGAGGAGCUGAGAGCUGAAGACGUCUCAUUCCUGCACAACUACAAGGCUGCAGUGGAAAGAGUCCAGCAGCGCCCCCUGCUGGAGGAUCCACAGCUGCUCUCAGGAGCUCUGAUAGACGAGGCCAAACACCUGGGCAACCUGACCUUCAACAUCUGGAACAAGAUGAAGGAGAUGGUCUCCUACACUCCUCUGAUUCUGGAUCCAAACACUGCUGGUCCAAAACUCAUCCUGUCUGAAGAUCUGACCAGUGUGAGAGGAGGAGACAAACAGCAGCUUCCUGAUAAUCCAGAGAGGUUUGAUGAACACAUCUCUGUCCUGGGCUCUGAGGGCUUUAACUCUGGGACUCACAGCUGGGAUGUCGAGUUUGGAGACAGUACAGGCUGGUUACUGGGUGUGUCAGCAGAGUCUGCCCAGAGGAAGGGAGGCAAAUGGUCUGGAUUAUGGGGAAUAGUGUUCUGUGAAGGUAAAUACACAGCAUGGUCACCAGCUCCACUCAUUGAUCUCAGAGUCCAGAAGAAGCUCCAGAGGAUCAGAGUGAAUCUGGACUGGAACAGAGGAAAGCUGUCGUUCUCUGAUCUUGAUACUAACACACACAUACACACCUUCACACACACUUUCACUGAGAAGCUGUUUCCAUUCAUUCUCACUGCUGGUCAACUGAAUAUAUUACCACUGAAGGUCUGUGUGACAGUGGAACAGAGCAGUUAAAGAUAAAGAGCAUGAUCAUAUUUAUAUUAAUGAUGUUUAUUUCUUAAGGGGAAAACUCUCUGAAUUUAAGCUGCACCUGUCCUCCUGCUGACUCAUUAUUCCAAAGAUAUGUUUAUUUUUUUUUCAGGUAUUGUUUUAUUAU
Messenger RNA from Sebastes umbrosus (honeycomb rockfish), 1607 nucleotides. Its product is annotated as nuclear factor 7, brain-like. The record is from RefSeq and is a predicted model, not a curated record. Gene Ontology annotation, molecular function: zinc ion binding; protein binding. NCBI's taxonomy places the organism in Eukaryota, Metazoa, Chordata, Actinopteri, Perciformes, Sebastidae. The transcript is spliced from 2 exons. Bases 80 to 1465 code for a protein of 461 amino acids.